GGACUCUAACGCUCUACCAUGGCAACCAUUUAGGUAGGCGGGACGGUGGACUGUUUUUCUUGUGUGCGGCUCCGACAACUUUUCACGAUGGCAUCCUCCACAGUGGUGACGUUGGCGUUGCUGGUAAUGCAGCUCCCCUUGGGGAAAAGCUCGCACAAGCAUCUUAACGAAGGUCAUUAUGUUGACGAACAGCACAAUCCUGAACAUGACGUGAAUGUUCUGCUUGGAACAAAGAACACGGAGGAGAUGAAGAAACUCAGCCCGGCAGAGCAGAAGACAAAAAUGAUGGAGAUCGUAAAGAAAAUUGAUAAAAACUCUGACAAUUUGUUGACUGCAGAGGAGAUCACUUUGUGGAUCCAGCGCGUCUAUAGAAAAUAUGCUCUAGAUGAUGCAGAGGAACAGUUCCCUGGCUACGACAAAGACGGAGAUGGUGCGGUAUCAUGGGAAGAAUACAACAUUGUUGCCCACGAGCAGCUCAUUCACUUUGAUGACAAUGCUGUUCUUGAAGACCCCGAGCAAGAGUCUCUUAGAUAUCUCCACUUGAAGGAGAAGAGGCGCUUUGAUUACGCUGACGUGGAUGGCACACCAGGACUUAAUGUGACAGAGUUUCUGGCCUUCACACACCCAUCGGAAGUGGAUCACAUGGCUGAUUUUGCCAUUGAAGAUGUUUUGAGUGACUAUGACACUGAUAAAGAUGGGUUCAUCAGUCUCAGUGAAUUCAUUGGAGAUGUUCGUAGUCAUGAUGGGAGUGCCCCGUCUCAGUGGGAGAUUGAAGAAACCGUGCGCUUUAAAGAUCUUUACGAUCAAGAUAAGGACGGCAAGUUGAAUCGAGAUGAGCAGCUCCGCUGGGUUGCACCAAAUAGCUAUGGUUCAGCAAGAGAAGAGGCUCUUCAUCUCAUCAAAGAAAUGGAUCACGAUGGUGACGGGCAAAUCUCAGUAGCUGAGGUUUUGAGAAAUCAAGACACAUUCAUGAACAGUGAAGUGACGGACUAUGGUAGACAGCUGCAUGUAUCACAUGAUGAAUUGUAACUUCAACUUGUACAUGCUGGAUGGUUCUUAUUCAUGUUCAUAAAGAUUGAAUAGUUUAUUUGCUGUAUUAAAUUUUAUUUGAAGCUUUUUACGAGUUGCAUGUUCCUCAAGUAGACUUAAUUUUAGCCCUAAACAUUUAAGUAUGGAAUUGAUUAAUAUAUUCAGUUGAAUUAUUUGACGUUCAUAUGUUCCGAAGA
Messenger RNA from Lampris incognitus (smalleye Pacific opah), 1226 nucleotides. It is a transcript of the gene rcn2, whose product is annotated as reticulocalbin 2. The record is from RefSeq and is a predicted model, not a curated record. Bases 88 to 1029 code for a protein of 313 amino acids. Gene Ontology annotation, cellular component: endoplasmic reticulum. Gene Ontology annotation, molecular function: calcium ion binding. The transcript has 8 exons. NCBI's taxonomy places the organism in Eukaryota, Metazoa, Chordata, Actinopteri, Lampriformes, Lampridae.